AUGCCAUCAUCAUCAUCUUACUCAACUACUACUUCCUCAAAUGAUCAAUGUGAACAUUGUCAUUCUACAUAUACAAUAACUAAACGAAAAAAAAGUUGCGCAGUUUGUCGUCAAUAUUAUUGUACAAGUUGUGCACCACGUGAACGUCAUUAUAAUCAACCAUAUCGUAUAUGUCUUAUAUGUCAAUUAAUAUCAGGUGAUGGAACAACAGAUGAACAAUUAUUAGCAUUAAAAGUUAAACAUUUACGGUGCUAUUUACAAGCAAAAAAUAUUUCACAUCAUACAUGUACAGAAAAACAAGAACUUGUUGAUUUAAUUGUACGAAAUAGACAUUUACCAUUUACACGUUUAUUUAUUCAACAACAGCAACAACAACAACAGCAAGCACAAACUUCAUCAACAUCAACAGCAACAAAUUCUAAUCAACAACAAUUUCAUACAACAUUUAAUCAAUUUUCAACAUCAACAAGUGCUUCAUCUUCAUCAUCAUCAUCAUCAACAACAACAACUGUUAUGCCACCACCACCACCACCUCCUCCACCUAAAAAUGGGAAUUUUACUAAUUUUCAACAUACAAUGUCAUCAUUUGCUAGUCAAAUGAAUCAUUUUGCUGCUAAUUUACAAGAUUAUGUUACAAAUACAGUAUCAGGUGUUUUACAUCAUGCACUUGGUGAUCAUCAACAACAACAACAACAAACAACAACAACAACAACGACAACAACAACAAAUAAUGGAAAUGGUACAUCAACAUUUAAUUUUGGUACAACAACAAAUGGUCCAUUUACAUAUACAUUUUCAUCACCGGGAAAUUUUGUUUAUACAACAACAACAAAUAGUACAUCAACUAGUCCACAACAACGAAGAACUACAACAACAACUAAUGAAACGACAGCUAAUUCUAAUGUGCAACAACAAACAACUACAACUCAACAGAGACCACGUCGAAAAUCUCUUAGUGAAUUAAAUAAUGAACAAAAUAUUGAAGAUUUAAAUGUUCGAGAAUUAAAAGAAAUUUUAGUAGCAAAUUUUGUUGAUUAUAAAGGAUGUGUUGAAAAAACUGAAUUAAUUGAAAAAGUUCGAAGACUUUAUCGUGAUCGACAAAAUGAAAAAAUUAAAACUAAAGAACUUGAUAAUGCAACAGCAAGUGAUAGUGAAUUAUGUAAAGUAUGCAUGGAUGCAAUUGCUGAUUGUGUAUUUUUAGAUUGUGGUCAUAUGGUAACAUGUGUCAAAUGUGGUAAAUUACUUGCUGAAUGUCCAAUUUGUCGAUCGAAUAUUGUUCGUGUUGUACGCGUUUUCAAGUCAUAA
This is a messenger RNA of Rotaria sordida, 1305 nucleotides long. Lineage: Eukaryota; Metazoa; Rotifera; Eurotatoria; Philodinida; Philodinidae. The record is from the annotation of a GenBank genome assembly.